Agrilus planipennis (emerald ash borer) is the source of this 1222-nucleotide messenger RNA. Its product is annotated as LIRP-like. NCBI's taxonomy places the organism in Eukaryota, Metazoa, Arthropoda, Insecta, Coleoptera, Buprestidae. The transcript is spliced from 2 exons. The record is from RefSeq and is a predicted model, not a curated record. Gene Ontology annotation, molecular function: hormone activity. Gene Ontology annotation, cellular component: extracellular region. The coding region runs from base 443 to 883 and encodes 146 amino acids.
GUGUUUGGAAAGAUAAAGUCAACUAGUGUAUUUGUAUGUAUUAAACAACAUUACAAUAGAAUGUACAUCGUAAAUACCAGUUGAAUAUUCGCGUUCGUCAAUCUCUUUAUAUUUUGAAGAUUUUCUAUCUAAAGUUAGUGUGAAUACAAGAAAAUAUGUACAACUUUUUGUACUUAAUUUACAACGUGUAAAGGGGUUAGUGCUAAGGCGGACUGCGCCUUAAAUUUCAAUGAAUGAACACGUCUUAACAAUUAAUAUCCAGCGACAGGGGUACUAUAAAGCUUUCAAUAUUUUCGCUUAACAUCAACAAGUGUUUUUGGCUUCACACGAAUAACAUCAGGCGAAAACCAAACAGGUUUUCAAAUAGGUAGCAGUUAUCAAAAUUUUGUUCGUCUACUAACAGUUACAGUUAUUAAAGAAAUUUGUUUUUCAUUCUGAAGUCAUGAAGUUUUUCUCGCUACUUCUUUGUAUUAUUGUAAUGGUGUGGUGCUGUCAAAAAACGAGCGCUGAUAGUGCCCAAAGUAUUAGCAUUGCGACUGAUGGUUUAACCGAGGAAAGAAUGAAAAAUAUCAAAGGCGUUUAUUGUGGUUCGAGGCUGUCUGGCACAAUUUCUAUGAUUUGCAACUACGGCGGCAGAAUUAAAAGAACUAAUGGGGGAGGAUAUGAUGGAAAUGGUUUUUCAAACAGUUUGGAAAAUGCACGAAUUUUCGAUACUAAAUCUGUACGGCUCCCUUUGUUGCCGAAGGAAUUAGCUCAUUUAAUGUUCCCCAAAAAAUAUGAGAAACGAAUUCCCGGUGCACAGUUCCAAACUAGGAUCCGUGCGGUUGACGAGUGUUGCAAAAAAUCAUGUAGUUUGUGGGAACUGAGUUCUUACUGCGACUGAAACUGGAGUACGUACUUACUUUUCAUGUAUUAUACGAUGUAUCAAAAAAAAUGUGCGUGUUAGAAGUAUUAGAAUAUAGAGAGUAUCUUUGAAAUAGAGUUUUUACCUUUGUCUGUCAAACUAACACAACAAACAUAACAUCAUUGGUAGUUCUGAGUAAUGUUUAAGGCAGCACGGUCGCCCCAAUAUUUGUUAGUAAGCGAAUUUGUUUCCAAAAGUAAAUGCGUUAUAAUAUAGUACUUUUUAAGUGUUUCUGCAAGAACUAUUACUAAUAUGCGUAAUUAUUACCCUAGAGCAUCCCUCGACUGUUACACUUACACCGAAGGUAAAGUGAUUAAA